Closterium sp. Naga37s-1 is the source of this 1191-nucleotide messenger RNA. The record is from the annotation of a GenBank genome assembly. Lineage: Eukaryota; Viridiplantae; Streptophyta; Zygnematophyceae; Desmidiales; Closteriaceae.
AUGGCUUCGCGGCACCACUUUCCCGCCGCGCGGCACCUCGCGUGCUUCGCGUCGUUCGCGUCGCCCACCCCCUCGCUCACCCCGCUCGUCGACCCCGCCGCCCCCACCACCGACGACCCCUUUCCGUGCACCGCGGACGCGUCGCCUUACGCGUCCCCUGACGCGUCGCCUGGCGCGGAGGGCUCUCUUAACGGAGACGCGCAUAGCGAGGAGGGCAGCGCUGUCGCGGAGAGCGAGACUGGACGCGCAGGGCGGGGAGCGGAGGGCGCGCGCAUGUGCGAGGAAUACGUGGCGGCGUGCGCCGCCGUCAUGCGCCACCGCCACGCCCUCGACCACCAUGCGCCCUCCGCCUCCGCCAUCCCCGCCGCCUCCGCCGUUUCCGCCGUCUCCUCCGUGACCCCCGCCCCGCCUGUCUCGCCUGUCUCUCCCGCGCAGCCGUGGAUCGAGCUGGCUGCUGACACCAGCAGUGACGUCACCACGGACAUCAGCAGUGACGUCAGCGGUGAGAUACGCAACGGCAUGAGCAUGAGCGGCACGAGGCGGCCGUUCGGCUCGCCCAUCAUCAUGACCCCUGCCUCCUCCGCUGCUGCUGCGGACCGUUACGGGAGGAAAGCUAGCCAUGCUGCUGCGUGGUGGGGUGGCGGUGGGGGAGGGGAUUGCGGGGGUGAGGGGCGGGUGGUGCAGCAGUUCCAUGUGCGCACGGACGACCUCUCUUACACGGCUGUCAACGGGCGCACCAUUCUGAACCGAGUGAGCGUGGCGGCUCAUCCCGGGCAGCUGCUUGCGCUGGCGGGGCCCUCGGGCAGUGGAAAAACGUCUCUGCUGGACGCCAUUGGCUGCCGCAUCGAUCCGGGCAGCCUGUCGGGGUCCAUCCUCGUGAACGAACGCCCCAUGCCGCCCAGCUUCCGCAAACACUCCGCCUACGUGCUGCAGGACGACGCCCUCUUCGCCCUCCUCUCCGUGCGCGAGACACUCGACUUCGCCGCCAGCCUGCGCCUGCCGGCCACCGUGACGCCGGCCGCGCGGCAGCAGCGAGUGCAGCAGCUGCUGCAGCAGCUGGGGCUCACCGCGUGCGCCGACACGCCCGUGGGGGACGAGCGGGUGGCACCGGGGGGUGUCGGGCGGGGAGAGGAGGCGCACGUCCAUCGGGGUGGAGCUCAUCCACAACCCCGCCGUGCUGCUGCUCGAUGA